AGCAAAAGGCUGGAAAGAAGGGGGCAGUCCUCUGCGCAGUGCUUUCUCUCUCUAGCCCCACUACAAAGAAAGAGAAAUAAACAAUCCCCACACAUACAAAAACCCACUAGGAUAUUAGACUCCCUCUCUCUCUCACACACACACACACACACAGUGAUAUCAAAGAGAGCACACUUAAGAGAGACAUGGAAAGAGACUGAUGAGAAUAGCUAAACCAAAGUGAGGAAAAAGAAAAAAAAGGGCAAAUCCCCAACCCCAAAAAAAGAAAAAGCAGUUGAAGGAAAAGGGAAAGGAAAGGUUGAGUUGGUUAUGGUGGAAAAUCUAAUCGGCACGGUACAGCAGCUCAGGGGUAGAUUCGUGAUUCCAGAUUCAUAUCAAUCUCCAUGCUCGUUUUCUUGUUUUUCACCUCCGUGUCCGGGGCUCCUACUAAUGCUGUUGAAUCAAUCGGCACCAAAAUCAGUAAGCUCGGUGGAGUAUUCAUCGGCGGCGGAGGCAACGGUGGUGGUUUCUGGAUGGACCGUCAACCUUCCAAUGCCGGUAUAGCUUUUGCAGUCACGGCCUUGGCCGGACUCGCCUUGGCCGCCGCCGUUUUCUACUCUACUAGAGCUCUCAAACGAAGUCAGACUUCGUCGUCUUCAAAUUCCUCUUCACCGUCUUCAUCAUCACCGUCAUCGUCAUCAUCAUCGUCGUGGAUUCAUUUGAGAUCAGUCCUAUUCGUUGUUGCAUCCUCACCAGCUUCUUCUUCUUCCUCUAAUCGAGGUCAUCUCAAAUCACCAUGGUCUCGUAGAAAAAGAAAACGUGCUCUUGCACCCCAACAGUGGAGAGGCUUUUUCACACCAGAAGGAAAACUUCGUGACGGUGGAGUUAAAUUUCUAAAGAAAGUCCGAAGCGGAGGUGUUGAUCCAAGUAUCAGGGCAGAGGUUUGGCCAUUUCUACUUGGGGUCUAUGAGUUGAACAGCUCCAAAGAAGAAAGAGACUGUAUAAGAAAUCAGAAAAGGAGGGAAUAUGAGAGCCUUCGGAGAGAUUGUCGCCGACUGCUGAAACGCAAUGGAACUUUUAAAAUGAAGGAAACCGGUGAAAUGGGAAGCGAUGGUGAAGGCAAUAUCACUGAAGGAACGGAUUCGCCCGACUAUGAAGAUGUUGUUACUGCCCGGGAAUCUCUCUCUAGCGAGGACAGGUGCCCAUACAUCGAGGAUUCUGACAACCCCGGUGGUACAGAUGAAUUUUCCAAACGAGUGAUGGAGCCAAAUGAUGUCUCUGACUCUGAGUCAUCAGACUCGGAUUCCUCUGCAGAUCCUGAUAUUAGUCAAACUGUCCCCUCCGCAGAAAGCAUGGAUGAGAAUACUGCCGAAGUUGCUGAAGUGACUUCUAAGGAGGACUCUUCUCCUUCAAAGACAGAAGUUUCUUCAAGGCCCUGUAGUGCAGAAGAUUUUGGUACAUGGCAACGAAUAAUUCGGCUUGAUGCAAUUCGUGCUAAUGCAGAGUGGAUAGCAUAUUCCCCAUCUCAAGCUGUAGUAUCAGAGAGCAGGGCACACCGUUUUGCAGAGGCUGUUGGGUUGAAGGACUAUGAACACCUAGAGCCCCCUAGGAUCCUGCAUGCUGCUCGGUUAGUCUCCAUUCUUGAAGCCUAUGCUCUAUAUGAUCCUGAAAUUGGCUAUUGUCAGGGGAUGAGCGAUUUGCUUUCACCGAUCAUUACUGUAAUGACAGAGGACCAUGAAGCUUUUUGGUGCUUUGUUGGUUUCAUGAAGAAGGCUCGGCAUAACUUCAGGCUUGAUGAGGUUGGAAUCAGGAGGCAGCUAAACAUUAUCUCUAAGAUCAUCAAGCACAAGGAUUCGCAUCUCUAUCGACACCUGGAGAAGCUCCAAGCAGAGGAUUGCUUUUUUGUGUACAGGAUGGUGGUAGUGCUUUUCAGGAGGGAAUUAACUUUUGAGCAAACACUUUGCAUAUGGGAAGUAAUGUGGGCAGACCAAGCGGCUAUUAGGGCCGGGAUUGGGAAGUCUGCCUGGAGUAGGAUUAGGCUGCGUGCCCCACCAACAGAUGAUCUUUUGCUUUAUGCAAUUGCAGCAUCUGUAUUGCAACGGAGGAAACAGAUCAUAGAGAAGUAUAGUAGCAUGGAUGAAAUUUUAAGGGAGUGUCAGAGCAUGGCUGGUCAACUGGAUGUAUGGAAGCUUUUAGAUGAUGCGCAUGACUUGGUGGUCACUCUCCAUGAGAAGAUAUAGACACACUUUGUUAUGGCGUUUUCCCGGAUUUUACACUAAUUUAUUCUCUUUGCUUUCUCGGAAGUUAUUACGUGGAAUGAUGCUAUUGAAAUCUGCAGGCAUCUCUGGUACACAUGAAGAACCGCUCUACCUGAAGACAGUUUAUGGUCAAGUACUGUCGCUGCAUUCUUUUGGCUAAAAAACAGGCAAAUGUCAAAAGAAUUUGCACUUAGGAAAUAACUUAUGCGACUAUAUCCUACAUGCAGGCUGCAAAUGGUUGAACUUAGUGUAGCUAUUCGCUGGUAGCCUGUAUUCCAGAUUGUGUACCAUGCUUGGUGUUAAAAUUUUAAUUUGGUUCUAUUGUUAAUGCGCCUAAGGUGGCCUUUAGUUGAAGUAUUUGUAUGAAUCUCCUAUUGCAACAUCCCCAAGAAAAUGGGGUUUGGUUGCAAGGAGUGUUCUCCCUGAACGAAGGGAUGGAAUUGUGAAAGAAAAGCAUGGGUUGCAGCUGCAUUGUGGUUGA
Nicotiana tabacum (common tobacco) is the source of this 2718-nucleotide messenger RNA. NCBI's taxonomy places the organism in Eukaryota, Viridiplantae, Streptophyta, Magnoliopsida, Solanales, Solanaceae. The record is from RefSeq and is a predicted model, not a curated record.